This is a messenger RNA of Effrenium voratum, 417 nucleotides long. The record is from the annotation of a GenBank genome assembly. Lineage: Eukaryota; Dinophyceae; Suessiales; Symbiodiniaceae.
AUGCCCGAGGAAGCCAGAAGCAGCUCACAGACCAAUGGGCCUGGUUCCACCGAUGUCACCAGAGACAACUUCAUCCCCCUCUUCGAUGGCAAGCCUGCCUCCUACAAGGAGUACCGCAAGCGCAUCAUGCUGUACUACCUGAAGAUGAGCAUCAACAACAAAAAGAAGGAGGCCACCAUCAACCUUCUGACCAGCCUCAGCGGUCCUGCUUGGCGCCAAGUCGAACACAUGGUCGACGCGGCCGCUGCGAAGGAUGAUGGUUUUCAAGAUGUAAUCCAGCAACUGGACAAAGCCUUCCAGUACGACGACCGCGUCGAGAUGCCCCGCACCUUCGAGAAGUUCUUCUUUCACCUGCAGCGGCGACCAGAGAUGAAUCUCCUGACCUACUGCACCGAGCACCGGGAACACCUUCGAUAG